Molecule: messenger RNA, 3701 nt
Organism: Oryzias melastigma (Indian medaka)
Lineage: Eukaryota; Metazoa; Chordata; Actinopteri; Beloniformes; Adrianichthyidae
Gene: swt1
Product: SWT1 RNA endoribonuclease homolog
Exons: 16
Coding region: 445-3384 (979 amino acids)
Cellular component (GO): nucleus
Source: RefSeq, a predicted model, not a curated record
UUGGUUGUGCAGCUUUCCGGAAGUUUCCCAAAAGACUACCCGGAUGUUUUGGUUUUUUCCGAUUACCAGACGAAACAGUUUUAAUUCCACGUGUUUUCUGGUGGUUUAUGUUGUAACAGAGGCCAGUCUCUAUAAAAGUACUCAAUAUUUAGGUUUUCUUUUUCUUUGCGAGUUUAUUUUGAAGCUAUAUACCAGUAAUAGGGUAAUAUGCAUUUAAUGUCGCAGUUAAGGUGUUAAGUCGUUUUAACGCCGAGCGUGGAAUAAUGCCUUCAAACUUGCAUAUUGUAAUCACGAAUAUUUUACCUAUUCUUUUCCCAAAAAGGCAAACUGCUGUUUAAAUUUACUUGAUACCAAUGUUUUUAACGAGUUUCACACACCUUUUUUGUGUGUGAAACUCUCUUCAAGGCAAAAUUGUUUAUGUCCGGUUGAUAAACAAGCAAGAAAAUGAACAGUAAUUCCAAAAAGAGGAGGCGGCGGAGGGUGUCCUCGUCUUCUAGUGAGGAAGGCAAAAGGGGAUCAAGGAAAAAAGAAGACACCAAAAGUACUAAAAGACACAAGGAUUACAAAGGUCACGAGAGUAGUACCAAGGAACAAAAGAAAUCUGUCAAGGAGGACUCGCAAACCAGCCGCCACGUCAAAAAACCUGUCUAUAAACAUUCGAAAACACAUGGAGAAGAAGAACAUAAAGCCGUCAAGAAGGACAAACAACAUACAAUCACUAAAAAUGCUGCUGUGCCUCUUCCUGGGGAAGUUUAUUCUACUAAAGAAAAAGCAAAUUCUUCGGGAAAACACAGUGUGAAUAACACCUCAAAAGCUGAAUCAUCGAAACCCUCGAACACUAAAGACGCCCACAAAACAGAAGUCUCAAAACCCAAAGAUGAAGAUAAACAUGGAACAAGCGAGAAAACAGCAAAAGUAUUAGCGGAUAAAUGUUCCUCUUUGAGAAGUCCUUCCACAGUCAAGAAACGGAGAAUGAGUCCAUCUGUAGACUUGACUGAGCAGGGGAAUCAGACACAACAUGUAGAGAAGAAGAAAGCUCAAGUUGUUGAACCAUCAAGGACUGAGGCGGACAGCAGCAAAACUAAAGACCAAGAUCCAUCCUCCACUUACUGUGAGAAUUCUGCAGAUCAAAAAACGAAGCUGCCUGAAAACACUAGUAAAAGCCAUCCAGAGAAUAAAUUAACAACCGAUACAGGCUUAUCUACCGCGCCACAACAAACCUCUCAGACUCUAACUCAAAACUCCUUCAAAUCAGUCAACCUUACUACCUCAGAAAAUAAUUCAGAGGUGUUGAGCAGUCUCCCCGGACCCCCUGUGAGUGAUGCACCCGUGUCACCUCCGAAACCGCAGUUAUCAUCGGUUGAGAAACUCAAGCUUUCUCAAAAGUUUGUCCCUUUUAAAUUUAAGAUUCCCAAAAAAGUUCGUCCAAAUCUCCAGCGGAGCAAAGAUGAUGGUAGAAAUGCAGUUUUUGGAGAGGAAACUGAAGAAAGUAAGAGUAAAGCUUCACACUCUAAGAUUAAAUUAGCAAAAAUUAAGCCGGUUGAGAUCCUGCAAGAGCACAGCUAUUUGGAUGACCCUCCUAAUUCUCAGCUUGAGGAAGAAAAGAAGACAUCCUCUCCCCCUGAUAAACUCCCACCUGAAAAUGAGGAGGACAACACUAAGCAUCUGUACGAUCAGAUGCAAGUUGUUGAAGAGCUUCACCUCGCCCGCUCUGAGAAGAGGUUGGAGGUAAACGUCAUAGAGAGCUAUGGGGAACUGACCUCCAUGGACAUAGAUGUGCCAGAAGAGGCAUCGUCGAACAUCCUACGUCAGGAGCCUCAUCGACAAGUCUUCAUCCUUGUUUUGGACACCAACAUCCUCCUCAGUCAUUUAGACUAUGUAAUAAGGAUUACAUCUCAUGGCCUCGGAGCUCUGGGCUUUCCUGUUGUCCUCAUCCCCUGGGUGGUACUACAGGAGCUGGAUUCCUUAAAGAGGGGGCGGGGCCUGUCCGGCUCUGUGGCUCACCUUGCAAUCCCUGCCAUCUCUUACAUAUACAACACCCUGAAGAAACGACACCCUCGCCUGUGGGGGCAGUCUAUGCAGCAGGCUGCUCAGAGCUGUAAUGGUCUGAAUGCGGAGAAUAAUGAUGACAGGGUGCUGCAAUGCUGCUUGCAAUACCAGAAUCUCUACCCAGAGUGUGCUCUGAUCCUUUGCACCAAUGACAAAAAUCUAUCCAGUAAAGCCUUACUGAGUGGGAUAAGAGCCCUCUCCAAGAAGGAUUUAGAGGCAGAAGUGGAAAAAUCCAAACACCCAGUUAUGCCCCACAACAGGGAACGGGCCCCAUCGCCAAUGUCACAUACGUGUAGCACACCGGCCCCGCCAAAGCAUCAACAGCAAACUGUACUUUCUCAAGGCUUCCUUGAGGAAGAUGAAACACAGAAAGAGAGUGAUACAGGAGGUGAGGAUGAGGAGGAGAAACAGAGGCUAAGCGAGUGUCUGUCUGACCUAGAGAAAUGUCUGCGGGACGUUCUCUCUGCUGUGGUAGAAAAGGAGAUGAAGGUCGCUUUUGAUGACAUCUGGCAUGAGGUAGUUUGCAUAAAACCCCCCUGGACACUUAAUGGUGUUUUGCAGUGUUUGAAAAAGCACUGGAUUGCCGUCUUUGGACUAAUAGUGCCAAGAAAUCUGUCCCACACGGUUACAGACCUCAUCAACUUCUUCAAUUCAGGUAAAACUCCAGACUGUCACAAAACCUCUGCGGCGCUACAGCAAGCUAAAGAGUUUGUCGAAGCAUUUUCGAAACGUUCGCAUCAUGUUUCCCAGGCCAUCUCGGAGAUGGAGAGGAUCUCCAACAAGCUGCAGCCCCAGCCUUUGUGUGUGGUGGACGACAGCUUGUCUGGAGAUGUUGUCAUGAAUGAAGAUGAGGUGGAAGACAAACAGCCCACAUCUGUUCAAGUCUCCCACCAGGAAGUGUGGGGCAUUUUUGAGAACAUCUGGUCCCAUAUUUAUCAGACCAGCUUGGAGGUGUUCAAAGCACUACGCUUUGACCCUCACACCAUGCAAAUUGUUCCUUUGGAGGGAGGCCUGACAUUUCCACAGGACGCUUUGGCCUGUUUGCACAGACUGGCCUCUGUGGUCCUGCAGCUGCUCCAAGCCUUCAGCAGCAUUUUGUCCUCGGCUCCAGGUUUGGAGGAAGUUCAGACUCUGCUCAGCGUCAUCUAUUCCAAUCAGAUUAUUCAUGAGGAUUCCAGGUUAACGGCCACAGCCCUCGUUGGCUGUUUCUCACAACCAGACUACAGGGAGAAGCUCAGAGUCGGAGGGGGCCAGUUAAUGGAGCUGAAAAAGGCCUUGGACUGUUGUGUUCAGGCUUCAGACCAGCACAUCGCCUUCACCACACAGCCUAAAUAAAAGCUGUUUGCACAUCAGCUAGACUGAAAAGUCUUAUUCUGGUUUUUGGACCUAAAAGUGUAAAAAUGAAGGUAGGUCUUGUCUGGACCUGGAUAUUUGCGGUUAGAGUUUUUGUCCUCUUGAGCGCGUUUAUUAUUUUGAAUGUUCCGUCAUUGCUGAUAAAAUCUUUUGUCUUCUGGUAUACAACAUUUAUCAUUUUCAUUUUUCUUUUCCUCUAACAGUUCUGUUAUAGACAAAGGGCUUUCUCUCACACACAUCAACAUAAUUGUUCUUGUAAUGUUUUAUUUCCAUUAAACGUUCACCGUGAUUAUUUUGCA